Molecule: messenger RNA, 1512 nt
Organism: Scaptodrosophila lebanonensis
Lineage: Eukaryota; Metazoa; Arthropoda; Insecta; Diptera; Drosophilidae
Gene: mEFTu2
Product: elongation factor Tu
Exons: 4
Coding region: 18-1391 (457 amino acids)
Biological process (GO): mitochondrial translational elongation
Cellular component (GO): mitochondrion
Molecular function (GO): translation elongation factor activity; GTP binding; GTPase activity
Source: RefSeq, a predicted model, not a curated record
UAACUGGUUUCGUCGGUAUGAACGGAUAUGGGCUCCUUUCAAAUAUUUGUAGACAAUGCACUGCAUUGUACCGGCCAAAACAAUUCAAUACAUUUUUUGGGAGCAACCACACAUCGAAAUGGAAGUGGGCCCGUUUAUUUGGAACAGUAUCUAACAACAAUACCGCAGCAAGCUUACGUGAGCGCCCGCACUGUAAUAUCGGCACCAUUGGACAUGUCGACCAUGGCAAGACAACACUGACGGCGGCUAUUACAAAAAUUCAAUCCCAAAAAGGAUUAGCCGACUACGUACCCUACGACCAAAUCGAUAGAGCGCCAGAAGAAAAGGCACGUGGUAUCACCAUUAAUGCAUGUCACAUUGGGUACGCCACUGCGGAUAGAACAUAUGCCCACACCGACUGUCCAGGCCAUGCUGAUUACAUUAAGAAUAUGAUAUCCGGCGCUUCACAAAUGGACGGAGCUAUAUUGUUAGUGGCAGCAAAUGACGGACAAAUGCCUCAAACACGUGAACAUUUACUGUUGGCCAAGCAAGUGGGAAUUCAGCGAAUAGUAGUGUUUAUAAACAAAGCUGAUCUAGUCGACCAGGAAGUGCUGGAGUUGGUGGAGAUUGAAAUGCGCGAGAUGUUGACAGAUUUUGGAUUCGAUGGUGUAGCCAGUCCAGUGAUUUGUGGUUCCGCUUUGCUAGCACUGCGUGGAGACCAGUCAAAGUUCGGUGUUCCAGCUAUCGAGGAAUUAUUGGAGCAAUGUGACUCAUUUAUCCCGACACCAACGCGCGAUAUAAGUUCCCCCUUUAUACUGCCAAUAGAUAAUGCAUUCACCGUUCCUGGACGCGGUACUGUGGUAGUGGGAACCAUCAAGCAAGGGACGAUUGUACGUAACGCCGACGCAGAUUUGUUGGGCUUCAAUCAAAACAUAAAGACAACCGUUAGUGACAUUCAAAUCUUUCGCAAGAGUGUACCACAGGCCAUUGCCGGUGAAAAUGUAGGCGCCUUGUUGCGAGGCAUAAAAAUUUCCAAUGUUGAGCGUGGCAUGCAGCUUUGUGCGAUGGGCAGUCAAGAUAUAUCGAAUCACUACGAAGGCUCCAUGUAUUUACUCUCGCGUGCGGAGGGUGGGCGCCACAAACCAAUGCUUUCCAAGUAUAUACAGCAACUCUUUAGUAUGACUUGGAAUGUUCCGGCUCGCGUUGAUUUAGUUCCAAGCGAUGCUAUGCUUUUGCCUGGUGAGCACGGUCAGGUACGGGUUACUUUGCUGCGCAAAAUGGUCAUGACUCCUGGCCAGCCGUUUACAAUACGGGAAAAUGGGGCAACUGUAGCUACGGGAAUGAUAACAAGUCGCUUGCCAUCUUUAGACGUACCUAAAAAUAAAUUGUCAAAGGUGUAUGUGGCAUCCUAGUAAGCAAUCAUCGGCUUUUAUUUACGCAAAAUUCGUAUUAUACAAACUCAUUUUAUUGUACAUGCGUUUGUUAAUCUAAUUUAUGUAUGUGGUAAAUAACAAUACAUUUCAAAGAAAUGUU